AUGGCGCCCCAAAACGAAACUCGUCGGCCUGCGCCCGCACCUCGGUUGUUCUCCCGCCUUUCGCAAGUUUCAAAGCGCUCGUUCCUGUCGUACUCAUCUUCCUUCGAGGCCGACGACGAGCGAUCCAGCACAGCCACUAGGGGGGACUUGGGCAUCAUGAAUGGCAUGCGAAGCAGAAGUGGCAGCGACAGCGGCAGCAGCCUGUUCAUAGCCCCCGCCCGCUAUCCUGGCGAGGACACCCGCCCCACCAGCCCGAGGGAACUUGCCGGAUGGUAUGCCUAUGCCUUCGCCGCCGAGGUUUAUGUUAUCUGUGGUCAGUUGCUGAUAGGGUCCUUCAUUCCGAUACUCCUUGAAAGUUUGGCGCGAGAAAAUGGCGUUCUCCUGGUCGACCGUAAGACGCCCUGCGGUCCAAGCUCGGCAAGGACCCCCGGCGAAGAUGGACAAUGCAUUGUCUAUGUACUCGGCAUGGAGAUCAAUACGGCGAGCUUCGCCAUGUACACAUUCAGCAUAAGUGUCCUGCUACAGGCCCUCCUAGUCGUCAGCAUAAGCUGUGCGGCGGACCACGGCAAUUAUCGAAAGAAGCUGCUGCUCGCCUUCGGCUGGAUCGGGAGCAUAUCCGUGAUGCUCUACAUUUUCGUCUCGAAAAACAUCUAUUUGUUUGGCGCAUUUCUCGCCAUCAUAUCCAACACGUCUUUCGGAGCCUCCUUUGUGCUUCUCAACUCGUUCUUACCUCUCCUUGUGAGACACCAUCCUGUGGUUAGCUAUGCGGAGGCCGAAACCAGCCCGGACCUAACCGCCUCUAAUGGUCUGUCGCGGCACCCUGAAGGCCCGUCAGCGCUCAGCCAAGAUACCGAGAGGUCAAUGCAAGACUCUACAGCGGCGCUGUUGUCCAGGGAAUCCACAAUAGGAGGGCACGAUCUGUCGCGGGCGCAUACUCGCGAGGAGCUGACAUCGCAAGAGCUUAGCCUCUCCACGCAAAUCUCGGCGAAGGGCAUUGGAAUUGGUUACAUCGCAGGACUAUUUCUGCAAUGCGUCGCCAUUUUCAUUCUCAUCCAAAUGAGCAACUCGACCUGGUCGCAAAGGGUUGUCUUGUUCGUCGUUGGCGCAUGGUGGGCCUUGUUUACGGUUCCUGCCGCCAUGUGGCUCCGCCCCAGACCGGGACCUCCGUUGCCGGCAUCGUUGAGUGGCAGUGGCGUCCGCGCCUCAAUAUCCUACACCUUGUACGCUUGGAAAUCUCUUUUCCGUACUGUCCGGCUCGCGAGACGGCUCGUCGACAUUGUGCUCUUUCUAGGCGGCUGGUUUCUGCUGUCGGAUGCCAUCGCGACGACUUCCUCCACUGCGAUCCUCUUUGCGAAAACCCAGCUCCAUAUGGAGGCGUGGGCCCUGGGGAUGAUCAACGUGAUAUCGACGACCGCGGGCAUCGUCGGGGCGUUUUCGUGGUCCUUCAUUUCGCGGCGCUUUCGUCUUCAGACCCAUCAGACGAUUCUUGCGUGCAUUGCCCUGUUUGAAAUCAUCCCGCUCUACGGUUUAAUGGGCUACCUCCCCUUUGUGAAGAACUGGGGCGUUUUCGGCUUGCAACAGCCAUGGGAGAUGUAUCCCCUGGCCGCCGUGUACGGAUUCGUGCUCGGCGGUCUCAGCGGAUACUGCCGCUCACUUUACGGCGAAUUGAUCCCUCCCGGCUCCGAGGCUGCAUUCUACGCCCUCUACGCGAUCACCGACAAAGGGUCGAGCGUGUUUGGGCCAGCGAUUGUCGGGGCUAUCAUCGAUGCCUCUGGCGAGAUUCGGCCUGCCUUCUGGUUCCUGGCCGUGAUUGUGGGCUUGCCGGCGGCGCUCAUAUGGUUCAUCGAUGUAGAGCGAGGGAAGAGCGAGGGGGAGAAGCUUGCCGAGAUCAUCGAGGGAUUCAAAGUCGGGGAUGACGAGAACACAGUUGGAAGCGACAGCGACGAUGAGAGCCGGGCGAUCCUCUCUGCAUAUGACGAGUCGACGGAGACGGAUCGCAUGUAG
Messenger RNA from Canariomyces notabilis, 2004 nucleotides. RefSeq names its product MFS general substrate transporter. The record is from RefSeq and is a predicted model, not a curated record. Gene Ontology annotation, biological process: amino acid transmembrane export from vacuole. The transcript is spliced from 2 exons. The coding region runs from base 1 to 2004 and encodes 667 amino acids. Lineage: Eukaryota; Fungi; Ascomycota; Sordariomycetes; Sordariales; Chaetomiaceae.